AUGGACUUCAUGCUACUGGCUGGACCUCUGACUGCACCCCUGCACAACUUUAAUGUGCAGCAUGGAGACACCCAGCCUUGGUCUUUGAGAGGUCCGGGAGCAGAUGCCUUCAGCUGCAAGGGACCACUACCUGAGCAAUUCAGAGACUAUUUCCGAUAUCUCCGCACCUGGGGGGUGACACAUUUCAAAGUUCCCUUGUCCUGGUCGCACCUCUUGCCUACAGGGGACUCGGACCAGCCUGACCAGCAGAUAGUGGACUGCUACCAGACCCAGCUGAAGCAGCUCAAGCAGGAGGGACUGGAGCCACUGGUGGUCCUGCAUCGCUCGGCUAUCCCAGAGUCCUUGAGGGCCAGACACAGCGGCUGGGAGGACCAGGCCACAGUCGACUUGUUUGAAAGUUAUGCUGAAUUUGUCUUCUCUGUGUUUGGGGACCUGGCAGACUUUUGGGUCACAUUCAGCCAUAUCAGUGAGCUGGUGGGGGAAAAGCUGAAUGAUGCAGCCUCUUCCUCCCAAACGGGGGCAUCAGUGAUGAAUGCUCUGCUGGCUCAUGAGAAGGCCCACCUCGCAUACCAUCGCCGGUUUCCAGGUACAGGGGGACAGGUUUCACUUGGGGUGGAUGGCAAGGAUGUCUCCAUCUUGUCCCAAAAUGAGGCCACCAGUAGGGUACCAAUUGAUUUCUUGUCUGUGGAACUCCAGUAUAGCUGCAACCAGGAAGCAAGUCUGGAGAAUGAGCUGAGAAAUAUACAGGGAGCCAGUAGGGGCUUGCCCAUUUUAAUCUAUCAGCUAGGUAUCAAAGGCUGUGCCCCAGAACGUGACAGCUACCAGCCCCUCGCCAGCAUCCUGCAAGUCUUGAGGAAUCCAGACUUGAACAUCCUGGGCUGUGACAUCGCUGACCUAUUUGACAAGCUGAGUGUGAACCACACCGCUAAAAGGUCCUCAUCCGCAUACAAACAGGUGUGGGACAAGUUCAGCGUGCAAACCCCAGCAGAACGGGACCUCUUCCUGGCUGAGUCAUUCCCUGAUGGGUUUGCGUGGGGAGCCUCCAGUGAGUCCUUCAAGGUGGAGGGUGGAUGGGCGGAGCAUGGAAAAGGGGAGACCAUCUGGGAUCGCUUCGCCCAUGAGGGCCUCAUCCUUGGGAACCAAACUGCUGACUUAGCCUGCGACAGCUACAAUAAAGGAGACUACGACGUCUAUCUCCUGAGAGGCCUCCUCUCCAAGACCUACCAAUUUUCAAUUUCUUGGGCCCGAAUUUUCCCCUCUGGCCACAGGGAGAGCCAGAGUGAGAAGGGCACCCAAUAUUAUGACAAGCUCAUCAAUGCUCUUGUUGAGUCCAACAUCCAACCCGUGGUGACACUGCACCACUGGGACCUCCCACAGGCCUUGCAGGACUAUGGCGGGUGGACCAAUGACUCCAUCAUAGUGGCCUUCCGAGAAUUUGCAGACUUCUGUUUCUACAGGUUUGGAGAUCGUGUAAAGAUCUGGAACACCUUCAGCAGUCCCUGGGUUGUGAGCCAUGCAGGCUAUGGCACAGGAGAGCACCCUCCUAGUAUCAAAGACCCGGUGAUUGCCUCAUAUAAGGUGACCCACACAAUCCUGAAGUCCCACGCAGAAGCCUGGCAUGUUUACAACGAUAGAUACCGGGGGGUACAGGGGGGCAAAGUUGGUAUCGCCCUGAAUUCAGACUGGGCGGAGCCCACAGCCUCAUCUAUCUCUCCCCAGGAUGUGGAGGCAGCAGAACGGUACCUGCAGUUCAUGCUGGGCUGGUUUGCCCACCCUAUAUUCGUAGAUGGAGACUACCCACCCCUCUUGAAGAGCCAAAUUGCAGCGAAGCGGCAAGAGUGUCCUGGAGCAGAGCCCGCCGACCUGCCUGUCUUCACUGAUGCUGAGAGGAAGCGUAUCCAGGGGACAGCAGAUUUAUUUGGGCUAAAUCACUAUACAUCCCAGCUGGUCAACCAGAGCAUGGGGGGUUGUACCACUGGGCCGGCUGGGGUGGGGGAUUUCAUGUCCUACGCAGACCCAUCCUGGCCCGCUACUGCUUCCAGCUGGAUCCAUUCGGUCCCGUGGGGAAUCCGCCGGAUCCUCAGCUUCAUCACGGCUGAGUACACGUCUGUCACCAAGGUGCCCAUCUAUGUCACAGGGAAUGGCAUGGCCACAGGGGGAGAGGUGCUCAAUGACACGGAGAGAGUGCUCUAUCUCAGGAGUUAUAUCAACGAGGCCCUGAAAGCUAUUCGUUUAGACGGAGUGGACCUGCAGGGUUUCACUGUCCAGUCUUUGAUGGAUGGGUUUGAGGGCCCGCAAGGUUAUAGUGAACGUUUCGGUUUGCAUUACGUCGACUUCGCGUCCAUGGAUAGGCCAAGGACUCCAAAGGCUUCUGCCUAUUCCUACUCCCAAAUCAUAAAGAGGAAUGGCUUCUCUACCCUGAGAGAUAGGAGGAUCCUUCCAAAUGGCUCUACCAAUCAAUUCCAGACAACUUCACCAUCUAGCCUACCGCCAUCUGAGGUCCCAUCAAAGGCCAAAGUGGUCUGGGAGAAGUUCUCCCGCCAGUCAAAAUUUGAGAGGAAGCUCUACCACUAUGGGACUUUUCCUAAAGGAUUUUACUGGGGGGUCUCAUCAUCAGCAUAUCAGGUAGAAGGCGGCUGGAACGCAGAUGGGAAAGGCAUGAGUGUGUGGGAUGAGUUCACCCAUAAGCCCGGCAACAUUCCCGACAAUGACAAUGGAGAUGUGGCAUGUGACAGCUACCACCGGACAGAAGAGGACCUCUACAUGCUGAGAGCCCUGGGCGUGACAUCGUAUAGAUUCUCUCUGUCCUGGUCAAGAAUCUUCCCUAAUGGCCAGAGGGCAUCCCUCAACCAGAAGGGUGUAGAUUAUUACAAUAAGCUCAUUGAUGAUCUCCUAGCCUACAAUAUCGCCCCCAUGGUGACACUGUACCAUUGGGACCUCCCCCAGGCCUUAUUGAGCAGCAAUGGCUGGGAUAAUGUCUCCACUAUUGCUUUGUUCAAUGAGUUCAGUGACUUCUGCUUUGCCACCUUUGGGGACAGAGUGAAGUUCUGGGUGACUUUCAAUGAGCCCUACACCAUAGCAUGGUCAGGGUAUGGACUGGGGGCUAUUCCCCCCAAUGUCAAGAGUCCUGCUGAUGCCCCCUACAGGGUGGCCCACAAUCUGCUGAAAGCUCACGCUACGGUAUACCACACGUAUGACAAGAAGUACCGUAGCGCUCAGGGCGGUGUGGUCUCCAUCAGCCUCAAUGCUGACUGGAUGGAGCCUGAGGACCUAGAUGUCCCAAGGGAGGUGGUGGCUGCUGACCGUGCCAUGCAGUUCCAGCUGGGCUGGUUUGCUCACCCCAUCUUCAAGAACGGUGAUUACCCCGAUGCCAUGAAGUGGAUGGUGGGAAACAAGAGCGAGUUACAGGGCCUGCCAGAGUCCAGGCUCCCUGUGUUCACAGAGCAGGAGAAAGCCUACAUCCAGGGCACGGCUGACGUCUUCUGCAUCAAUGCCUACACCACAAAAAUAGUGCGUCACAUCACCCCCAGGCUCAACCCUCCAUCCUACGAUUAUGACCGAGACAUUGGAGAGGAGGAGGAGAGCGACUCUCCUGCGACUGACAUUGAUGGCCAGAGAGCUGUGGCCUGGGGCCUGAGGAGGCUUCUGAACUGGAUCAAGGAAGAAUAUAACGACCCAGAAAUCUACAUCACAGAAAAUGGGGUGGCCACCAACAUUAAGACCACUGUGGAUGACACGGAAAGGAUGUUCUUCUAUAAAACCUAUAUCGAUGAAGCACUGAAAGCUCAUGAUCUGGAUAGAGUAAGACUGAGGGGAUAUGUGGCCAGUUCUCUUAUGGACUCGUUCGAAUGGCUUCACGGCUACACUGUGGGCUUUGGGCUUCACCAUGUUGACUUCCAGCACCCAAUGCGCCCCCGAACCCCCAAACGCUCUGCCCACUAUUACCAUCGCGUUGUGAGAGACAAUGGAUUCCCUCAGACAGAGGAUGAGCGGGUACUAUAUGGACAAUUCCGCAAAGACUUCUUCUGGAGCGCAGCGACUGCUGCCUAUCAGGUGGAGGGAGGCUGGAGGGCUGAUGGGAAGGGACUGAGCAUCUGGGACAAGUUUGCGCACACCCCGCUGAAGGUUGGCAACGACGACAAUGGUGAUAUCGCCUGUGACAGCUACAAUAAGGUAGAGGAGGAUGUGGCCAUGCUUCAGAAGCUGAGGGUCACCCACUACCGCUUUUCCAUCUCCUGGCCGAGGGUCCUGCCUGACGGGACACCCAAGGUCAUCAAUGAGGCCGGGCUUCGGUACUACCACAGGCUGGUGGAUGCGAUGUUAGCAGCAAACAUACAACCGCAGGUGACUCUGUACCACUGGGACCUACCCCAGGCCCUGCAGGACCACGGGGGCUGGGAGAAUGACACCAUUGUCCGGAGGUUCAAGGACUACGCUGAUGUCAUCUUCAAUAGGCUGGGAGACAAAGUCAAGUUUUGGAUCACCAUCAACGAGCCUUACAAUGUGGCCAAUGUUGGCCAUGGAUAUGGCGCUGCUGCACCAGGUAUUAGCUUCAGGCCUGGCACACUGCCCUACAUUGUGGGCCAUAACCUGCUGAAGGCACACGCGGAGGCCUGGCACCUGUACAAUGAGAAGUACCGAGCCAAACAAGGAGGCAUCAUCUCCAUCACCAUCAAUUCUGACUGGUCAGAGCCUCGCAACCCCUACAAGCAGGAGGACAUUGACGCCGCUCGGCGGGUUGUAGAGUUCUACAUUGGCUGGUUUGCACAUCCUGUCUAUAAUGGAGAUUACAGCGAUGUCAUGAAGAACAUUAUUAGAGAGAGAAGCUUGGCUGCUGGCCUUCCUAAGUCAAGACUGCCAGAAUUCACCCCAGAUGAGGUUAAAAGAAUCAAAGGUACCUACGACUACUUUGGAUUCAACCACUACACCACAGUUCUGGCUUUCAGCGUGGACUACAAAAACCUCCAGCACUAUGAUGCAGACAGGUCGGCGGGGACCAUUGCAGACCGCAGCUGGCUGGAUUCGGGAUCAUCCUGGUUGAAAGUCACACCUCCAGGGUUCAGAAAAAUCCUGAAUUUCAUCAAGGAUGAGUAUGGGAACCCCCCCAUCUAUAUCACAGAGAAUGGCAUGUCAGAACGGGGCCUUAUUGACCUGAACGACAGCCACAGGAGCCAUUACUAUGAAAACUACAUUAACCAGGCCCUUAAAGCGUAUCUGCUGGAUGGUGUGGACAUUCGGGGCUACACGGCUUGGUCUCUCAUGGACAAUCUGGAGUGGGCCACUGGCUUUUCUGAGAGGUUUGGCCUCUUCUACGUUAAUCACUCGGACCCAGCCCUGCCGCGCGUGGCUAAACAGUCUACUGCUCGAUAUGCCACCAUUAUUACCUGCAAUGGCUUCCCUGACCCUGCUCUCGGCCCCCAUGAGUGUCUAAUCCCAGAACCUGAAGGAACUAGCUCUCCUCCAGUGAAAGUCCAAGGAGUCAGGUUUUUAGGCUUGGAGGUGUCCCCCGCUGAUGCAGAAGUGGCUUUGUACAUACUUUUCUCCUUCACAAUUGCCGGCACCAUUGCCACCAUCUUAAUAGCUUACAAAUGCAAGAAGGCAGUCCAGAAGUCCAAGCACAUAGAGAACAUCAACCUUGAGAAAAGAUUCUAA
Molecule: messenger RNA, 5652 nt
Organism: Conger conger (European conger)
Lineage: Eukaryota; Metazoa; Chordata; Actinopteri; Anguilliformes; Congridae
Product: lactase/phlorizin hydrolase
Exons: 17
Coding region: 1-5652 (1883 amino acids)
Biological process (GO): carbohydrate metabolic process
Molecular function (GO): beta-glucosidase activity
Source: RefSeq, a predicted model, not a curated record